AUGCGCAUUGGCGGCACGCCCGGCCUCUCGCUCGGUCUCAUGCACCAGGGAAACCAGGAGACCAUUCUCCCUGUUUGUUCCUUGACCAAGGCCGUUACUUCCGCUGCCGUGGGAAUUCUGGUCGAUGAGAAAAAGGCUGCCUGGGACACGCUGGUCAAGGAUGCUCUGCCUUCGCUUGACAUCAAGGACGAGACUCUUCAGAACCAGAUGACCAUCGCCGAUCUUCUCUGCCAUCGGUCAGGCAUGUCCUGGGGCGACAACCUCAUCAUUGGCACCGACAACAACAUCCUCAUCAGCGAAAAAGGCUCCAUGACAUAUCUCAACAGCCAGACGCGCCUCCUUCCCUUUCGUGGCCAAUUUGCGUACAACAAUCUAGCAUAUGAGCUUGCCGGCAAGGUCAUCGAGGCGCUCAGCAAGGAGUCCUACUUCGACUUUGUCCAGAGUCGGAUUCUCGACCCAUUGGGCAUGACGCGCACCUACCUCAAGACCCCGCCGCCCGACCUGGACAACGUCGGAAAGUGCUAUAAUGCUCCCGAUGACGGGACUUCUGCACCCAUUACUUGCGUCAAGGCCGGCGACGACUGGGUCGGAACCCCUCACGUGGGCAUGCGAACCUGUGUCAGCGAUCUCAUGAAGCUGUACAAAGCUUUCAUGAAAGGGUUCAACGAUCAGUUCUCCACAGGCAACACGUCCACCGAAGGGCUACCCUUGAAGCAGGUCACCCAGCUGAUGUCUGCCAAAAUGUUCAUGGAUCAGCCUUCAAGAACGAGGCGUCCUAUGGUUUCGGCUGGGGUCGCAUUCAACUUCCCGGGAGAAUGGGCCAAAUUGGGGAUAACGCCACGCCUGGUCAUUUUCCACCAGGGAAGUAUGCCCGGUGUCCUCUCCCUCAACAUGCUUCUUCCCGACACGGAAAGCGCUAUUGUCAUCUCGUCUAAUGCCCUGGCUCUUAACGACGUUCCGGAUUGGGUUGGGCAAAUGGUCCUGGAAGAGUUCCUCGAGGUCCCGGCGUCGGAGCACAAUGACUACCUCGCGGCGGCCAAGACUUCCGCGAAAAUGAGUCUCCAGUGGUAUCCUAAUCUGAUAAAGGAGCUUCAACAGGCUCAAAAGAAUGGGACAUGCCCACGGGAGCUCGACACGUACGCGGGAACAUACUGGGAUUCCCUCCACAUCUUCAAAAUUGUCGUCACUGUAGAGGACAAUCACCUCUACUGGGCUCUUCCGGGCCUUGAGUCGGAGAAGUUCCGUCUCACCCACUACGAGGACGACAUCUUUACCUGGCUCCAGCCACCCUGGUCCGGUCCCCUACUGCAACACAACCAGGGGGAAUGGGUGGUGCUUCACAUCGGCAAAUGCACGCAGAAGAAUCCGGGCUCCUGGCUCGGGAGUAACGCCAGGCGCGACGUCUACAAGGGCACCGACGAUGAAGGCCAGAGGUUUCCGAUGAGACAGCUCAGCUCGGGCGGGCUCUGGAAGGGUCUACCCACGGAGCUGCGGCUUUGCUUCGACGUCGACUGGGCGGUGGAAGCUAUUGCCAGAGAGCAUCCGCCGGGACGUCGAGUCGGGGCACUCUGA
Hirsutella rhossiliensis is the source of this 1572-nucleotide messenger RNA. Its product is annotated as beta-lactamase domain-containing protein. The coding region runs from base 1 to 1572 and encodes 523 amino acids. The transcript has 5 exons. The record is from RefSeq and is a predicted model, not a curated record. Lineage: Eukaryota; Fungi; Ascomycota; Sordariomycetes; Hypocreales; Ophiocordycipitaceae.